AAUCCGCAGCUUGAGGAUUUUUGCCGCCAGUAUAAUGCAUCUACACUUACUGAGCUACAUCCAAGCUUUUGUAAUAAAGAUAAAAUUAGUCUUAUUAUUCAAAAGCAACGCCUUUUAACAAAUCCAAAUGGGCAGGAUGUUGAUGGACUGAUCUUUUUACUAAAUAUUGAUCCUUUCAUUCGUUCAUAUGUUCAAGACCGAUAUCAUGAUGCAGACGGAACUAUGAUUUUUUGUGCUUAUAAAGAGCAGCUUCAACUACUUGCUCGCUUGGAAUCAUUUGAGGUUGAUAUGUCAUACAAACGGCUUAGAUCAAACAACAUGAAUGAGGUUCUUUUUGCAACAUUCCUCAAGGAUCAGAAUAAAAUUAUUACACUUCUUCGUGUUUUCACUACCUUUGAUACUGCUGAUGGAUACUAUCUGCUUUUCAAACGAGCCUUUUCUCUUUUAGAAAAGAUUACUGAAAAGCCUAUACUUUUUCAUUCUAUUCAUAACAGUGGAUUUCAUGGAGUGAUUCUUGAUAUGGAUACCAAGCAGUAUAGCGGACUCGGACGUUAUCUUUCAGAGAUUGACCCGCAGCAUCGGGAUUAUGUAUGGCAGUUACAACAUUUUGUUGUUUUUUGCCGUGUUCAUUUUCAGCGUACAAUAUUAAAGGCUAUUGGAACAAGAAAUAAGGAUUCUUCUCCUGAAAGUCUUUAUAGUCAAAUGCUGGGUCUUUUAGACUGCAAUACUGAAAAAGAGUUUGAUGAGACAAUUGAAUGUUUUCUAAAAUAUGAAGACGACUCUGUCGUUAACUGGGCUAAUCAAAAAAAAAGUGCAGUUAUCAAAGCAGGCCUAAUCAAAGCCUGUUCUGGAAUUCCUUCAGUUUUUUAUGAUCAGUUACGACAUCAUACUAACGCAGUUGAGCAAUCUCAUCAAAAGUCCUAUGCAUCAGGAAAAUAUCUAACUCUGGUAGAGGCGGUAAAAAAUUCUGCAAAGCUGGAUCGGAGUGAUAUUGAUCAGUAUAACGGUUAUCUCGAUUUUAAUCUUCAUCACUCAUAUCGCACUUCUACUGUUGAGGCCAACUAUGUACGUCGAAUGAGUUUAAAUAGUAGUAAUACUUACAAACUACUUAGAUCAACCUCUUCCUCCCGGAGGGGUCUGCGUCAGACUGCUUCAACUAAUCUUUUAAAUUUAGAGCAAAGACGUCAGGAGCUUGAGAUUCAAAAGCUUCAAACUGAACUUGAUAAACAGAAAGCUGAGAUUGAAAAACAAAGAGAAGAGACACGUGAAAAGGCUUUACAGAAUGAAGAGCGUGAACUUGAUCUUCUUGAACGCCGCCGCCGCCUACAAGAAUUUGAUUUAAGUAGUUACUAA
This is a messenger RNA of Aspergillus aculeatus ATCC 16872, 1353 nucleotides long. RefSeq lists its product as uncharacterized. The transcript is spliced from 7 exons. The annotation marks the transcript as partial. The record is from RefSeq and is a predicted model, not a curated record. Lineage: Eukaryota; Fungi; Ascomycota; Eurotiomycetes; Eurotiales; Aspergillaceae.